Parathielavia appendiculata is the source of this 4488-nucleotide messenger RNA. RefSeq lists its product as uncharacterized. The coding region runs from base 490 to 4488 and encodes 1332 amino acids. The record is from RefSeq and is a predicted model, not a curated record. Lineage: Eukaryota; Fungi; Ascomycota; Sordariomycetes; Sordariales; Chaetomiaceae. The transcript has 2 exons.
AGACAACAUUCAGCCACCGCCAAUCCCAAUUGCGACAACGGGGAUCCGAGGGGACGGUAGGGUUCCCUAGCGUUGCUAGGCAUGCCCAGCCCCUCGCAGCCACCGCCAUCACCAAUAACAUUAGGUGCGGCUGCUUAGAGCUUCGGAGUUCCAGGUAUUUGCAGGGAGACGGUGAGGAGUGGCUUCAGCCGCACUGCGCCAGUCCGGUCCGGAACACUCACACGGGGCAGUCAGGCGGACCAUAGACGCCCAAUAUGAGCGCAGCGGUCCCCGGGAUCGCGGUCGGCUUGAAAGGCCAGUUGCAUUCCCGAUUUGGCACUGACCUCACGCAAGUUUGUUUGAGUAUAUGGGCGCAGAAGAGAACAUUAUCGUCCAGUCUUGGUUAGGACAAGGAGCAGACGCAGUCCACUCGCCGAGCUCAUAGUCAGCUGGCCGGCCCCUAAGACGGACUGACAUACUUCCCGUAUCCCGCGACACAGCGAGGAAGUCAUGCAGCAAUCGUUUAUGCAACCCCAAGACGACCGAGCCACAUACGAGUACACCACCAUCCAGGCCACAGAGGAUCGCCAUGAAGGGCCAGCGGAGGAUGCGUCGCGUGACCGAGCAUCGGCUGUGUGGCGGUCCCAGGGCACGCCAGACUACAAGCCCAAGCCACUUCAAUGGCCUUUCAUCAGUACCGUCAUGGUGCUGCUGCUCGUGGCCAUCGCUUUGGUCGUUGUCGCCGAGAAACAACUGCCAGAUUCAGACUCCAGUGCCAGGAUUCUAGGUCUGCACCCGAAUGCCUCACAGCCCGAGGGCCUCCGCUUUGCUCGGGCUGCUCGGGAUGCCUUCACCAACACGUCCUCUGAAGCCACGGUCGACGAGACGGCGGGCGAUCCCCCACCUUCGCCGACGACGCCUACGACGCUUGUUAUGGCCACAACCACCUCGCAGAUCCAGGGAAGCAGCACGACGUCAGAAGAAGCGAAGGUUCCGAACCAAAACCCUACGGCAGCGGAUUCUCGGAAAUCAACGACGCAGCUGGUUUCAGAAGCUACUGCAUCAACGUCUACGCAGCCAUCCAACCCGGCGCACCCAUUCACGUUAACGACUUCUUCGCUAGUUGCUGCUUCGCUAACGACGACCUCGUCUGUUUCUACUUUGUCGCCGUCAACGGUGUCAUUAGACCCGGGGAAGCCAUCCACGUCGACGGCGGGUCUGCCUUCUAGUCCAUUGUCCUCAACAUCGUCCCCCGUCAGGCCGUCAACAGUCACGACAUCCACUAGCGGCAGCGCCGACGUUCUGUUCAUUGAUGCCGCGCCCGGAUCCUCCACGACAACCUCCACGGUGUCUCGCAGCACUGAACAUGUAUCUGCUACCAACACAGCUAGCCUCCCAAGUGGCGCGCGGGUGGCCACCAGCGUGUCGGUCGGUAAAGUCACAGGCAGUGUCACUAGUAUGGUUACUACAGUGACCACCUACACAGUCUCAUCGGACGAGACGAUCUCAUUCACUACCAACACCACGUACGAGACCACCAAAACACUCACCGUCCCCAGAACCCGCAGCUCGCCAAUGCCGACAUCUCUCCCAAGCUAUGCAACAAGUUUCUCCGGGCCUGCCCAAACCCAGACUGAAGAGUACGACACUAUUACCGUGACGGAGAUCGUGACGACACCAACUGUCCUCCCAACUGUCCGGCCCACGUUCUCGACGGUCACCUCGACAAUUAUCACAGAUGUCGUCAUUCCCACCACCGGCGAAUUCACUGAAACCUUCUACGAAACUAUUUAUCCGCCCAAUAACUCGCCCAAUAAUCCGGAAAUGGUGACCGCUCAAAAUCCUGGUCCCGGAGUGGUGACGGGUACCGCUGUUGUCGAGGGGACGGUAGAGAUCGUGAAGACCAACGGCCCGGUUAUUCUCGUGGUCACGGUCGACGAACAAAAGACCCAAGUCGUCGAGCCGCAGGUCACAACCGGAGUGGUGCGGGUUGGGGGUUCCGAGGUGACUAAUGUGGUGGUGAUCACCCCUACGCCAGGGAACUCGGACGGGGUGGUCACCGUGGUUGGCGGUUCACCGGUGACUAUCGUCAACACGCUAGGCCCAGUGACUGCGACGACGGUGGUUGAUGGCGUACAGCGUACCAUUAUCGAAACGCCUCCUCCACAGACGGUGGUCCGAAUAGACGGUGGCGUCACCGCAACCAUUCUACCCGGGCAGCUGGUUACCAGCACCGUCGUCAACAACAUCGGCGGCACACCAGUCACCCGGGUUGUUGUCACCACUCCUGCUGGGCCGCCGUUCGAACCUAUCACUUACACGAUUGUGAGAGACGUGGGGGGCACAUUGGUUACCGAGGCUAUUACCACGACACCAACGGGCGCGCCUGACGAGCCCGUCACUUUCACUGCUGUCGAUAUCGUGGGAGGAACGCCGGUCACGCAACUGGUGGUCACAACAGCCAAUGGAGUCGGAUUUCAGCCGGUCUCUUACACCAUCACAACCAUCAUCGGCGGUACUCCAACAGUUGUCACGGUUACCCCUGGUCCGACGACUAUUGUCGAGACGAUUGAUGGAGCCGCAGUGACACGCGUCACCACUCCGCCUGUCACCAGCUUCACCGCCACUGUCGGAGGCACGCUGACGACGCAGAUAUUGGUGACCACGCCGGCAGACGCGGAACCCAUCACCCUCACCUUCGUCUCCACGUCAGGCGGCACCCUCAGCACCUUCACCAGCACCUUCCCGCCCUCUACCUUCGUCACCACCAUCUCCGGGACUCUGCGGACCAUAACCUCGACCCCCUCCCCGAGCACAUUCACUUCGACCUUGCCCAUAUCCACUCUGACCUGGACCUCAACCACAUCCCCAACCAACACGGCCAACGCCCGGCCUACCGCCACCGUCAUCCCAUCCACCCGCGUCCACCGCUGGACAGAAGCCGACAUCUUCAUCGGCACCUUCCUGCCAGCGCUGCUCGGCGUGGCGCUCAUCAUCCCGCUGCGUAUCAUCGACCUCAACGCAAAGCUGUACCAGCCCUACCAGGCGCUCGCCAAGCAGCAGCAGCAGCAGCAGCAACAACAGCAACUCAAACGAAGCCAACCCGGGGCCGACACCCUCCUGCUGCAGUACACAGGCCUGUGGGCCUUUGUCACGCCCGCCGUGACGCUCCUGCAGGGCCACCCGGUGCCCUUCCUCACGACGCUCAUGGUCGGCUGCGCGUCGUUCAUGGUGCCUCUCGCAACCGAGGCCGUCGGGCUGAAGCUGCACGGCGAGUGCUACCUCAACACGGCGAGUUCGCGGUGCGGGCCCGCGCUGGGCGUCAGCCCCGUUCCCGCGCACGCGCUGGUCGGGUUGAUGGCGGCUGUCGUGGUGUUGCUCGGGUUGGUGCUGUUCCUCGUGAGUCGGUGGGUGACGGGGGUGUGGGCGAAUCCGUGGAGUCUGGCGGGGAUCGCGUCGCUGGCGAGGAAUGAGCACGUGAGGAUACGGCAGGAGGGGGAGAUGGGAAUGCGGAGGGAAUUGGCGGAGAAGCAGUAUGGGCUGGGGUAUUUUCGGAAUGAAGGCGGGAGGGAGGAGUAUGGGAUUGUGUUGAUGGAUGAGGAAGCGAGGGGCUUGCAUCGGGAGGAGGACGGUCCCGCGGGCGAUACCGAGUCGGAUCUGCUGGUUGAGCCGGGGCUGACGGCCAAGUGGGGAGGCGGGAGUCGGCGGCUGCCGUUCAUGACGCUGCGGUAUCCCUGGCGGAUUGCCUUUGUCCUGUUCCAGCUGGCUGUUUUCGUCUUCGUGGUGUACUAUCACGCCUACUACCGCGGCGGCAUCCGCGACGACGGCCGGCUCUGGCUGUUUCUCAACUCCAACACGUUCGGCGUGCGGUUUGUCUCGGCCGUGGUUGGCGUCAUCAUCGCCUUUUGUUGGCAGGCCUUCUUCCUCAGCGUCAGCCAAAUGACCCCAUUUUACCUGCUCUCUCUGCGUACUCGGCCUCCUGACUCGUCCAUUCUCUUCACCCCCUCCACCAACCCGUUCUCAGGCAUCUACUCCUCCGUGCGGCACCGGCAGCCCUUCCUCUUUGCUGUCUCCUUCGCCGCCAUACUCUCCGAGUUCCUGCCUGUCAUCCUAUCCAAUGUGCCGUUCAACCUCGCCCAGACAGGCACGGCCGCGACCGUGUGCGCCGUCCUCAGCUGUCUGUUUUUAGGUGUUAUGCUCGCCGUGCUGGCCGCGUCCUUCUUUGUGCGCUACCCGCCUAUGCCGGUCGACCCGAGGUGUGUGGCGGGGUUGUUGUGGUAUGUCUCAAAGAGCAAGAUGCUGGAGGAUUUUGAGGGGGUGUCGAGGCUGGAAGGGAAGGAGAGGGCGUUGAGGGUCAAGGAGAUGGGGAGAAGGUACUUCUACGGAGUUCUCAUGGGUGGUGGAGACGGCAGAAGAUUGGGGGUUGAUUGUGAUGUUGGAGGGGGAGGCGAGGAUGGCAUGGGAUACCUGGGUGCUCAGGGAAUUCUCAGGGGGCGUGGGGACGACUAG